Messenger RNA from Meloidogyne enterolobii, 231 nucleotides. The record is from the annotation of a GenBank genome assembly. Lineage: Eukaryota; Metazoa; Nematoda; Chromadorea; Rhabditida; Meloidogynidae.
AUGGGUACUAUUUUGUCCGACCACUCGUUGUUUACAUUUAAAAAAGCGCAAGUGGAAGACGCUAAUCUUUUUCUCUCUUUCCUUUAUUAUUUUUUUUUCUUGUUUUUUUCUUGUUUACUUUUUUUAAAAAAUUUCGUUUCAAAAAAAAUUUCUUUUCUCCCUUCAAAAAAGUUUAUUUUCCGUUUUUUUAGUAUAGUAAAUUUUCAUCAUUUUUUGUUCUAUUUAAACUGA